Messenger RNA from Rhinolophus ferrumequinum (greater horseshoe bat), 4079 nucleotides. RefSeq names its product tumor necrosis factor receptor superfamily member 1A. Gene Ontology annotation, molecular function: protein binding. NCBI's taxonomy places the organism in Eukaryota, Metazoa, Chordata, Mammalia, Chiroptera, Rhinolophidae. The coding region runs from base 2079 to 3347 and encodes 422 amino acids. Gene Ontology annotation, cellular component: cell surface; plasma membrane. The record is from RefSeq and is a predicted model, not a curated record. Gene Ontology annotation, biological process: positive regulation of apoptotic process; TRAIL-activated apoptotic signaling pathway. The transcript is spliced from 11 exons.
UGAGCAAAUGAUUUCAGUCCUUAAAGUUGUGUUUGAUUCACUCAAGGGGGUGGUAUGCAGACGGGCGCAGUGGGGCGGCACACAGUGGUCCCGGGGGAGUCCCUUCCAGUGCCUGCUGCUUGCACCCUGUGUGGUUCCCGCAGCCGCCUCCAGAGCCACCUAGGAUGGGAGCUCAGGCUCCCCGUGUCCCACAGGGGCUGCGCUUGGGGUUUCAUUCCUGGGUGUGCUGGCCUGAGAUGGGGACGCUGCCUGGGUGCGGGGUGGGUCAGGUAAGGGCUGCAUUGCGUUCAGGCUUCCGACCUGAGGAGUUCCUUCAUUAGUUCUAACCGGCAGUUGCUGUGCUUGUGUGUUUCCUUUGUGGCGUCUUUUUAGGGUUUUCUGCAUAAAAGAUGAUGAACAGAUCGUUUUACUUCUUCCCUUCCAGUUCGAUGCCUUUUACUUUUGCUUCUUGCAUCUCUAUUCUGGCUGACGUUUGGCCUUUCUGUGUACGCAUGUGGGAGCAGUGCUUCUACAGGCUUAUUAAGGCGGGAAGAAGCGAGAGACGCUCACUUGUGGGACAGCAGUGGGGGACGUGAUGAAUCCUGCAGGGAGAAGCCGAGAGCGGUGGCUGCCAUCAGCCACACUGUGGGGUCACCCUGUGCUGUCACCCUGUGUUCAUGGAGGCUCAGAAAGCAUAUGUGACAAGCACUGACUCGUCCUCCAUGGACACCUGAGUUGUGUCCACCUGCUGGCUGCUGUGAAUGAUGCUGCUAUGAACAUGGGGGUACACAUGGCUGCUCGACACCCUGCUGUCGGUUCCUUUGGAUCUCGAGUGGAAUGAGAAGCAGCUUUGCCAUGUCAGGGCCUACCAGGCCCCUCAUGAUUUCUUCCUUGGGGGACCAGCUCCAUCAAAGACGUCCUGGUGGAAACACUGCCUCCCGCCCAGGCGAUGGGGCCGUGCUCCAGAAGGAGCAGGGCUUCCACUCAGCUCCAGCCGAGCCGACACCAGGCCGUGCUGCUCCCACGUGCCUCCUGAGUCUGCCUGUCCUGCCUCCUCUCCCAUUGCCAGGCCCCGGCACAAAUGUGUACGCUACACCGAGACUUCACGUGUCAGGUACUCGAUGGUGUAGCCAGCGGCACUCAGUGUGGUAGCCAGUGGUGUGGAGGACUGGACACGCGCAGGGUGCUUACGGGAGCACGUGCUUCACUGAGGACAAAUGCUCCUUCCAGGUUCAUUCAUUCUGGUCUUCCACCCGUGCUGUCGUUAGAUGUCUGUGGUCAGACACCUCCUGUUACAGAAGGAAUUGUGUCCCCCCUUCCCCUCCGGCAUCUUACGUUGAGGUCCUAACCCCCAGGCCCUCAGAAUGUGGUCUGAUUUGGAAAUAGGAUCUCAAAAUUAUAUUUGCAGAUGUCAUUAGUUAAUAUGAGGUCAUAGUGGACCCGUGGUCUGUAACCCAGUGUGACUGGUGUCCUUACCAAAAGGGAAAUUUAGCACAGACGGGGAGCAGACCAGGUGAAGGAGAGGCAGAGAUGGGCUGAUGCUUCCACAAGCCAAGGAAAGCCAAGGUUUGCCGGCCGCCAUCUGGGAGAGAGGCCUGGAGCAGCCUCUCCCUCACCCCGAGAAGGAACGCAGCCUGGGGGGGACACCUUCAUCUCAGGCUUCCAGCCUCCAGACGUGGGAGGGACACGUUCUGUUGUUUACACCGCGGGGUCCCCGGUCGUUUGUUGAGGCCCCGCUAGCAAACUAAUACAGGUGGGUGCGUCCUGGGCCUCCUGGCCACCUUUGGCUAUAGGACAAUUCCUUUCACAUCACUAAUUACACGUCACUUGCAGGAAUUCAAGGGAUCAGAGGCACCGCCCACUUGGUCCCUGGGCCUGGGGGGGCCUGCACAUCACUCAGGGGCACCCCACCGCAGCCCAGGGUGGAGCCCCCCUUCCCCUACGCUCCCCGCGCCGACCCCACAGCCUCCUGCACAUGCCCGCAAAGGCCACUCCUCCAGUAGGGGUGGGGCUUCCGGCACGAGAGUCCGCUAAGUCUCGGGAGGUCACAUAUUUCCGGUUGCCUGUCGGUCACCGCCAUUCAUUCCCGUCUCCCAGCCAUGUCGCUGUGUCGGAUGCUCCUGCUGCUCCCGGCCUCGGUGACCAUUGUGACCAGUGUGACCCGGUGUGACCCUGACAAGUACGAGUUACAGACCCUCGGCCUGUGCUGCCAUCUGUGCCCGGCGGGCCACUACGUCAGCAAACACUGUGACGAGACCCGUACCACGAAGUGCGACCCGUGUGAGUUUGACACCUUCACGGCCCAUGCCAACAGGGAGACCCGCUGCCUGCCGUGUGCCCAGUGCCGGGAAGAUCAGGAGGAGGUGACCUCAUGCUAUCCGACCAGGGACCGGCAGUGCCAGUGCACGUCGGGGACCUACUACUGUGACUCAGUGGAUUGCAUGGAGCAGUGCUACCGCUGUACCAGGUGUAACGGUGUCACCGUUCAUGCAUGCAAUGCCACGAGGGAUGCCAUCUGUGCUGCAGAAACGAACCCAGAGCCAGGAAAUGCAAACACGGAAUGGUCCGUCCCUGUGCCUGUGUGGGUGCUCGUCGUGGGGGGCAUUUUCGUCAUCGUCGUCGUCGUGAUCGUCAUUAUCUAUUGCUGUAGGAGACAACGUGGGCAGCUUUUGCAGCGGGUUGUCAGUUUCUUGAAAGAAAAGUCCAGUGAGCCAGGCAGCCAGUCAUGGAGCUCCAGCCUACCCAACGAGACACUGCACCCCACGGGCAGCGAGAUCCCCCCGCCAGCCAUUGGUGUGAACAUGCCGCUAUUGGACGAGGGCUCAUCCUCAGCGCCCGGGGCCGGGACCCCCACACCGACCUCUGAGGACCCCGAGGACGGAACUGAGCUGCAGGUGCUGGUGGCCGGAGGAAGUGACACAGCCCCAGCCCCAGAGCCGGCGUUACAAGCUCAAGCUCCCGCUGCCUGCGGGCCCCAGCGCCGGGCUGAGGCGUCAGCACCCCUCAGUGCUCUGCAGCAGGAAUAUGAACAGAAAUAUUAUUUGAAGGACACUUCCUGCGUUGGCACCAAUAGGAUCUAUUAUGAAUUUGGACAUGAGGUUCCAGAACAGAAAUGGAAAAUGUUCAUGAGAUUUGUGGGACUUGAGGACAAAGACAUUGAGAUUUGCGAACACGAGAAUCCCGGCAAUUUGGUGGAACAGCAUCAUAAGAUGCUCGUGAGGUGGAGAAACAAGCUCGGAAGGGAGGCCUCCGUAUUUAAACUCAUGGCUGCCCUCCAUAAAAUGGAGCUCCACGUAUGUUUGCAUAACAUUGUCAACAAAUUGAUUGCUGAAAAUAUCUUGGGUAGACACACCGAGACCUCAGACUAGAGUAACUCUUUUUAUCGCACGGGAUUGUAACUCCGAGGUACCGUGGGUGGGUGGUGUCAUAGCUUCUGUCCGAGCUCCAAUCCCAUUGGGAACUUCCUGACUCCUACGUGGGGCUGACGCUUAACUAAAUGGAUUCUGUGCGCAGCUUCCGAUGGGGAGGUCAGUUCGUACACAAGCACAUGUGCUCCUCAGCCAGGGCCAGGUCAGUGUGGCUGAGAUGGGCCGGCGCGUCGUCGAUUCCAGGAGCUUGAGCUUCUCAUCCGGCCCCACGUAUAAUGCUGGGGGGGCUCGCGUUCCUCGAAGCCCCUUCCCGGACGCUGAGGCUGGGAGAGUUGGUGGCUGUCUUUCUGUCCCCACCACCUCCUUGGUUUCAGAGUCACUGUGAUGUCCCCAUCACCUAGAACAUGGUGUAGCACUGACCUGUGCUCCAUGAAUACGUGUGUGCAAUGACAGUCGCCCGGCAGCUGUUCUGAGCUGUCUCAGACAUGGGUAUACCUGUCACCAGGAUCACACCGUCCCUCGGGUCUUCUGCCUGAGGAUGAGACUGGGCUGAGACUAGACCCCCCAUUUCUACGGCAGGAUAGGCCAGGGGGGGCCAUGGUAACCGUUAUAGAGCGUUUUUGAAUUGCCUUAAACUUUUCAAAGUAUUGAUGCGAAACAUUGUUUUAGUAAAACAUAGAACAAUUUAAUAGUACAUACUUUUAUAAUUUUUCAUUAAAUUUAUUGGGAUGA